UAUCGUUCGAAGUUUUACUGCUCUCCUUUCUUCUACUUCUUCUUAUUGUCUAAUUCUAAUGAAUCAAGAAGACGUUGACACAAUUACGCUGUCAAGAAAACCGUAGACUGUAUCUAAUCACAUCCACAGUGCAUGAAACAAUGAUCCAGUUAAACAAUAGAAGUGAUUCAUCCCAAUGAGCACAAAGGAGACACUGGACUACCGUCAUUUGACGUUUCAGGAAUGGACUAGAGACCUGAAAAAUGUUGCCGGAAGGUGAAACGAGUAUCGGUGAGAUGGUUGAGGGUACGGAUAAUCAGCCAACAGGCGAUGGUACACACUCGGGCCCUGGUGAACAGAGGGGUGGACACAAUGAGACAACCCAUGACAGUGGAGUGGACAUGUCUGUACCGGUUCAGGAUCCUUUGACAAUUCAUGGGUCUAUACAGGGAGAGAUGAGCGAUGUGGCGAGCAUUUACACUGCCAGUACCUCAGUAUCUGGCUAUGAGACUAGUUCCAGUCGUGUGAGUGCAGUGACAGUGGUUUUGCCCUGGGGAGCCCAGAAGGAGACAGUGAAACCUCAGCAGAUAGAAGACAUGGACCUCAGACCCGGUGAAUUUGUCAUGCGAACUCUUUUCGCUGACUUUGCUGGUCAGGCAGAGAGGAAGAUUGAAGCAGUGAUGACUGAGACUGAGAAACCACUCUCGAAAGUCCUCCAGAGGGGUGAAGAUGCCCAGUUCGACCAGUUAUUGUCAGCCUUUGGGACAGUGGCUGAGCACUGCCUCCCCUCGAUCCUUCGUUCACUCUUCAGAUGGUACGAGAGGCAGUUGGUGGACCAGGGGAGUGACCAGAAGAAGCCAGCCCCCGGUAAAGAUGAUCAGAAAGGCAAGAGUAUCAUGUACACAAUUGUCUCUUCAAACGUUGAGAUCCCAGAGAGGAGUGAAGCCGAUUUACUCCAAGAACGUCGUGACCUAGCUGUUGAAUUCAUCUUCUGCCUGAUGUUGAUUGAAGUUUUACGACAAUUGCCUUUUCAUCCUGGCCAUGAGGAUCUUGUCACAGACAUUGAAAACAUCGCAUUCAAGCACUUCAAGUACAGAGAGGGCAUUCAGAAUGAGCCUAAUGCUGCAAAUAUCCACAUAAUUGCUGAUCUCUUUGCUGAGGUAAUUGGAGUACUGGCUCAAUCGAGAUUCAUGGCUGUCAGAAAACGAUUCAUGGCGGAUUUGAAGGAUCUGAGGGCCAAGGAACCUGGCCCCCACACGACCCAGAGCAUAAUUUCCCUCCUCAUGGGUAUGAAAUUCUUCAGAGUGAAGAUGGUGCCAAUCGAGGAGUUUGAAGCAUCCUUCCAAUUUAUGCAGGAAUGUGCCCAGUAUUUCUUGGAAGUCAAAGAUAAAGACGUGAAGCAUGCACUCGCUGGACUGUUCGUAGAGAUAUUAGUACCUGUUGCAGCUGCAGUGAAAAACGAAGUGAAUGUUCCUUGUUUGAAGAACUUCGUUGAAAUGCUUUAUUCAAAUACUUUAGACAUGUGCACUAAAUCAAAACACAGAUUAGCUCUAUUUCCACUGGUUACAUGCCUCCUCUGCGUCAGCCAGAAGACAUUUUUCCUGGCAAAUUGGCAUUACUUCCUAGCGAUGUGUCUCUCUCACCUGAAGACUCGAGAUCCAAAGAUGAGUCGAGUCGCUCUGGAAGCAUUGUAUCGACUGCUAUGGGUCUACAUGAUCAGGAUUAAAUGCGAGAGUAACUCAGCGACUCAGAGUCGACUCCAGAGCAUCGUAAACUCUCUAUUUCCCAAGGGGUCCAAAGCAGUGAUGCCUAGAGACACUCCACUCAACAUUUUUGUCAAGAUUAUUCAAUUCAUAGCUCAAGAGAGACUGGAUUUCGCUAUGAGGGAAAUAGUAUUCGAUUUAUUAUCAGUUGGGAGACCAGUGAAGGUAAUCCUGACCCCAGAACGAAUGAGCAUCGGUCUGAGGGCAUUCUUAGUCGUGGCUGAUAGUCUCCAACAGAAAGAAGGAGAGCCCCCGAUGCCUAGGACCAUGGGGGUCCUCCCCAGUGGCAACACGAUGCGAGUUAAAAAGACUUUUCUCAAUAAAAUGCUAACAGAAGACACUGCGAGGAGCAUUGGCAUGUCCUCGUACUUCCCCCACGUUCGAAGGGUCUUUGUGGAUAUUCUCAGAGCUCUGGACGUCCAUUACGGUCGCCCCCUGAUGAUGACCAGCACCCAGAAUAUGAACAAAGAGCCUGACGAGAUGAUAACAGGAGAGAGAAAACCUAGAAUUGAUUUAUUCAGGACUUGCGUGGCUGCUGUGCCUAGACUGAUUCCCGAUGGGAUGACUGGAGCUGAACUUGUUGAUCUUCUUGGGCGAUUGACGGUUCACAUGGACGAGGAGUUACGAGGAUUGGCCUAUCAAAGUUUGCAGACACUGGUCCUGGAUUUCCCGGAUUGGAGACAAGAUGUUGUUUUAGGUUUCACUCAGUUCUUGGCUAGAGACGUGCAGGACACUUUCCCUCAGCUCGUUGACAAUGGGCUGAGGAUGCUGCUGCAGUUGUUGACGUCUUGGAAGAAUGCACUGACCAGUCCGAGUCCCAGGGCUAAGGAACAGAGUGAGAGUAACAGGAUUUAUCCGAGAGUUGAGGCUGCAGUGAAGAAGACAGAUCCAACGCAGAAGGUCGAGCAGGCCUCCAGUGUUUUCCAUUUCGUUGAGGGAUUUGCACUUGUGAUGCUCUGCAAUUGUCGGCUAUACCCUCGACGACUUGCUGUGCAUAUUCUGAGGGAAGUUAAGGUGCUGCUGAAGGCACUGGGGGGACUGGAGACUGAUCAGUCUGUUAUUGAUGUCAUUGAUGCCUGCUGUCCCACUGUUCUGGAAAAGUGCUAUCACAUGCUGCCACCUGCUGAAAAGGCAGCUGCUGCUUCCACCUCAAAUGUGGAUCUCCAGUGGAUUGCUGAGAGGAGCAGCUGUGUCUGGACUGCUGGCUUCCAUGAUGAAAACAGCACCAAGAGUUCUUCGUUGUUGAAUCUGAAUGGCGCUGAUCCUUGGAGCACUUGUCUCUUCGCAUUUUUGGAGAGGGACAGGGUCUUGACGUUGUGUCCAAAUGCAACUGCCCACUCGUGGCCCAUCGUCUUCACCAGGAUUAACUCGCUGUUUACUGUUGUUGAUCCGACGCCUGUGAAUGAUAACAGAGCUUCGUUAUUACGGAGUUCAACAGCCGUAAGGAAACCAGUGAAUGAACGAGAUGUGUACAUGCACAUCUGGAAGAAUUACUUGACCUUCGGGUAUCGCGUUGUCCCACCCAUCCCCAGUCCAAUAAUUCGCUGCGCCAGCCCAGACCUCAGCCUCAGCUCAUCCCCGGAUAGUCUCUCAGCAGAAAGGGGAGAUAACAAGUCCCCAGGAACGAAUGCGAGCCCUUCGGCACUCUACAAACUCACAGUGCCCUUGUUAAGGUGCGAGGCAGUCGAUGUGAGAGAUGCUGUCGUCCAGGCUAUUGGAAAAGUUAACCCAGAUGCUUUGAAAGAUUUGAUGGAGGAACUUGUCCCCUAUAUUCGCGAGGCGGUUGACCGAAAACAGGAGAACAUGCGACGCCGAAGGCGAAGGGAUGCUUUGAGACUUCAUCUUGUUCGUGUAUUAGAACUUGUUGCUGAGUAUGGAACUUUUGGAAUUUGCCCUGCGGUGCUAGACAGAGAGACUCAGUCCUUGCACCCCACAUUCGUUGAGUAUAUAGACGGUGCCAGGCUUUACCUAGAAAAUGAAACAGACAAAGAGGCACCGGCUGUACGUGACAUCAAGUUACACUUCUGCAACUUCAUCAGAAAGAUGAUUAAAAGUUUCUCACUUGAUACAUGUCACUCAUUGCUAAAACGUGACCUGCGGAGGAACUUGUUCACCCUCUUUGCUACAUGGGCCGGCCCCUAUGGGAAACCUUUAACCAACAGUUCGACAUCACUUGAUGAAGAAAAAACGUGCUCAGAGCUUCAACUAUCCGCCUUACAGGCGAUGAGUGGCUUACUUUGCUGUGGACCGUGUUUCAAUCCGCAGCUAUUGUCUGAAGAGGGGGCUAUUCUCUAUCAAUGGCUGGACCUACUUCUCUCAAGCAGAGAUGAAAAGAUUUAUCUACUGGCUCGCGAAACAAUGGUUUUAUUACUGGAGGGAAACCCCGACAUUGGAACCCUUCUCGAUUGGGUGGUGGAUCGUUGCUACACGGGUAUGCCGCAGGUUGCCGACGGCUGUUUUCUCGCCCUCGCUACGAUCUUCAGUGCCAGGGAAUAUCCAUGUGAUCAUUACACGAGUGUGAUAAACGUCAGUCUGAUGAACACGGGUUGUCCCCGUGCGCCAGUUCAGGACGCUGCAAUUCAACUUCUCCAGCUGUUGGAUCAGAGAUUCUUCGGAAAUGUGCGACCGUUGCCGGGGGCUGAACUCGACAGUGGACCCGAAGAAUUGACUUCUACGAUUGCAACGACGGCUGUAGGUGUCGGGAUGACGAAUGGGCCUGGGUCAAACCCAUCAGUCAAGGCAGGGACCCUUGAUGCCCUUCUCACAAAUGCUUAUUGCCGUAAUCAGAUGUAUCUUUCGAGACAGCUUGCUCAGCUUCAUCCAGAGCUCACAAUGCCCAUGUUCAGUGAGAUAACUCACAGAUUUCAAACAGCGAGACGUGAGGUCCGACAAUUGUUACUUCAGUAUCUACUACCAUGGCUUCAUAAUAUGGAGCUGGUAGAUCCUAACGUACCACCACCAGCCAAUCCAUCAAGUUACUAUCAGUAUUAUACCUCUGACGUUACACGUGGUGGAGCGAGACGAGAAGGCUGGGGCAGUGCAGAAGCUACGGAAAUGGUUCUCAACAAUCUCUUUUAUAUCACGGCAAAGUUUUCCGACGAGCAUCCAAAGGAGGUAGAGGAGCUGUGGGCAACUUUGUGCGGCUGCUGGCCUAACAAUCUCAAAGUAAUAAUCCGUUAUUUAAUAAUCGUAUCAGGGAUGGCGCCGCAAGAACUUCUCCCCUACGCCAAGCGAGUUGUUCUCUUUCUGGCUCGUUCCAGACCGGAGAGACUAGUAGAUGAAAUGAUGACGGAGCUCCAAACUGUGGAGACAUUAAACUGUUUAAUUGAAAGGACCGAAACUCCCCCAUUCUAUCGUCUCACAAGUAUGAGAAAGGCCUCGUCCCACAGUGAUGCGCCUGCAGCAGAUCCAGGAAAUCCUUCUCGAGAUCUUGCAGUCGAGAAGGGUACGAUCCACACAAAACGACACUCCGGGGAAGACCCAGUGAAGACUGGCUCCAAGUCAGACACUGCCCUGAGGGCCCUAGCAGGCUUCCAGACAACAAAACCCGAGAAAGCUAGGACCACCAGUGGUCCCCCAGUCCUCCCGGACGACCUCUCAACCCCCACCACCGAAGUUGAACUCACCGAGGAGAUUUAUUCGCGAAAUGUCGUCACAGUAUCCACAAAAAUCGGACCGAACGAGAAAUUCGAUAUUCCCCAGCCCCAUCCAUUACCAAUGCCCGAGUACGGAGGGUACUUUGCACCCCUGACAGAAUAUCUGCCCGAUGCAUCACAACCAAUUAGUGGUUUUCACCGUUGCAACAUUGCAGUUAUGCUCUUAACUGACAUCGUAGUCGAUGGAAUUCAAAUAGACUGGUCCAUCCAUGUGCCUUUGAUGCUACACAUCGUCUUCCUUGGACUCGACCACUCGCGUCCUUUGGUACGAGAUCACUGUCGUCUACUCUUAUUGAAUCUCCUUGUGGUCCUUGGUGAUCACCGAGACCACCUGGGUGUUGCUAGGGUACUCCUGGCAUCGCGAACUGAGCAAUUGGGUUUGGGCUUAACAACUCCAAACUUGCAUGUACUCGAGCACAACUUCACAGAAGUUGAUCCUGAGUUUGACAGCUAUUUAUACGGUCCACCUCCAGCAACGGCCACUCCCCCCAGAACCAACUCCCCUCCACCAGUUUUUUGUGUACCUGAGCCACCCUGUCCACCUCCCCCUCCGCCCCCUAUGCCACCACCACCGCCUCCUCCAUUACCGUCUGAGGAGUGUUGCAGUGUGAAGAAUCCAUCGCCUGUGCAAACUUCGUCAGAAUCCUCACCCUCUCACUCUCCUAUUCCUUCCAAUAGCCUCACUCCACCGAAUGUUGCGACAACAGAGAAUAAACAGCAGUUUGAUAGCACCCUGAGACCCUGGCAGACCCCUGCAGGGCCACCUGUUAUCGUCACACCUGAAGACACUGCUGUCUGGAAUGGACCACAGCCUGGGCCCAAUAUGGCUAUUCAGGACGUGAUUAAAUCGUUGAUCAACUUUUUGGCAUCGAGAACUGUUCAACCACUGUGGAACUACGAGGACAUGACUGCCAAGACCUGGUGGGUGCGGAGUGCUGAGCAGUUGACUGUAUUAUUGAGACACGUUUUAAGGGUCUUCAGAGACUCACUGCCUCAUGCCCAUGUUAGUCAACGAUGGGCAGAGACUGCGUUACAACUGGGGUUGUCUUGUUCGUCAAGACAUUAUGCUGGGAGAUCUCUCCAAGUUUUCAGAGCCCUCAGAGUUCCAAUCACAUCGAGAAUGCUGUCUGACAUUCUCUCAAGAUUAGUGGAAACAGUUGCUGAACAGGGGGAGGACAUGCAGGGUUACGUGACUGAACUUCUUUUAACCCUGGAAGCAGCAGUGGACUCCCUGGAGUCAGACUUCCGGCCUCUGGAUUUCAUGAAGGAAAUAUUCAAGUCAACGCCGAAUUUGAAUAACAAGGAUCCAGCCUCGGGGAUUGUCCUGGGGAAGAGGAACAUGGGAAUGGGUUAUCCAGCUGGUCCGCACAUGUUCAAUCACCUCAAUCAGGCUGGACACGCCAGGAGCACCAGCUACUCAGUGAGCUACUGCAUGAGAAAGUGUGCAGGAUCAACCAAUCCUGAUCCAAAAGAGGAUUCAAGAGUCUGCAAUAAGUAUCCCAUCUCAAACCUCUCAAGAUCUCGGUCUGCACAGUCCCUGAAGUUGCUGGGGGACUCGGCAACUCAAGACGACAAAAUGACUAUUUUGGCUCAAUUAUUUUGGCUGUCGGUGUCUCUACUGGAGUCCGACUACGAGCAUGAAUUUCUAUUGGCAUUGAGACUGCUCGGUCGAGUGCUCCAUCGAUUGCCACUGGAUCGUCCGGACGCUAGGGAUAAAGUGGAGAAAUUGCAACAGCAGUUGGGAUGGAACUCGUUCCCUGGGGUCCAUGCACUAUUACUGAAAGGCUGCACCAGCCCAAACACUUAUGAACCGGUUGUAACUCUAUUGUCCCAAUUUACUCCACUGCUGGAUCUCCCCUUCGUUGACCCCACACAGAGCCUCGCAUUCCCAAUGAAUGUGAUCUCUUUGUUACCGUACAUGUUAUUGAAUUAUGAGGAUGCUAAUGAGCUUUGUAUCAGAAGUGCUGAGAAUAUUGCGCAGGUGUCUGCGGAGAAGGGAAAAAAGUUGGAUCAUCUGGGGACUGUGAUGACGUUGUACAGUAGGAGGACAUUUAGUAAGGAGAGUUUCCAGUGGACGAAGUGCGUCGUCAAGUAUCUUUAUGACACUUACGCUCAUUUGAGCUUCAACAUGCUGGCGUUCCUGGUGGAGGUGCUCGAGAAGGGCCCUUCCAGCAUCGCCCUACCUGUCCUCAGUAUUAUUCAUUGUCUCCUGCAUUAUGUGGAUCUUGCGACGAGAGCUGCCCAGCCUAUUAAUACGGAACUGUUGAGAGUCAUUUCGAAAUACGUUGAGGGCCCAUACUGGAAGGAGGCGUUGAAGAUUCUCAAGCUAGUCGUGACUAGGUCAUCCACUCUCGUAGCUCCCCCAACGUCGGUCCAUGCACCAUCUUGGGAGCCUUCCAUGACCUCUCCCCAUCCCAGCUUCACUGACACGGAGAUAUUUACGAAGAAAGAACUCCCUGGAAGGACAAUGGACUUCACUUAUGACGUGACGAAAACACCGCUCAUUGGGAAGAGAUGGUUGAGAAGACAGAUUGAGGAUGAGAAGACAUCAGGCUCACCGAGACGUUCAUUAUCGCUCUCGCCAGCAGAUAGUAAUGCAAUUUCGGGAUGGAAGAGACCCUGGAUGUCUCAGGGACGAGUGAGGGAGUGUCUGGUGAAUCUUCUACGUCCAUUCGGUCAGCCAGUGGGUCUCCCCAAGAGUCCAUCCGUGAUAUUCAGCCAGAGUUCGGACCUCAUGGAGAGGCAAUCCUCAAUGGCCUCAUCAACCGAAGAAGUAUCAGGAGCAAAUAACGACCUGAGCGGUGGGUCCCGUCGCGAUGAGGAGCAGUUCGGAGUCUUCAAGGACUUCGACUUCCUCGAGUACGAGAGCGAGAGUGUAGAGGGCGAGAGCACCGACAACUUCAACUGGGGUGUGCGCAGACGUCCCCUCAGCGAGGGUGAGGAGCGAGAGCCCAGCGUCCGUCAAUUCGAGGAGAGUCUCUCUGAGAAGACCGCCUCAUCCAGCAAACACACAUCUCGUCGUGGUGGCGUAGCCGAAGAAUCCUCAGAUGACGAGGUGGGCUCAGAGUCUCCCCUGGACGAGGUUCCCUCUGGCUCUGGGGCAGGCCGGGAGCCCACGGUCCCCGGAAUUUUCCCACCCUCCUCGUUAUCCCUCAUCCCCAGUCGUUCUCGUCACGACUCUUCAACAAGAUCAGACACAUCUGGCUCGAGUGCGGGAGACCUUGGCGACCUAACCCCCUGCAAUGCCUCCCCGAAUUUAUCAGCGCUGAUGCCAUUCGGUCGUCAAGUCGUUCGUGACGAUGCCGAGGAAAUAUGGCGUCAGCAGAUUCAACACCUGAUUUCACAGGUUCCCUACAACAUCCUCGACUUUUUCCACCUUCUCAGCAAAAUCUUGAGGGACGUGUGCAGCAAGUCUGUGGGAUUGUCUCGAGAGGCUAGUGCGCUGUUGACGAAUGGUAGCACAGCUGCCUCGCAAUUAGCCUCUCAUUUGUCCACCCAUGCAGAAUUACUGAGUUCCAAAGCAGAGCCACCAUUAGUCUGGUUCUCCACUACUGUAUUCUCCCAUCAAAGACUGCACGAAACCCUGCGAUUUGGAAUGCUCGAGAUUCAGGAGCACUUGGAGACGUUUUUGGACAAGAAGGAUCAUGCGACUGAGUGUCUGGAGGCUGUGAAAGCUACGAACAAACUCCAGGUUCUAGGGGAGGUCCAGCCGGACUCUGUGCCUGAGGAUAUGCUCCUGGGACUGGGUCGAUCAUUCUACAAACUUCAUUUUCAACUGUUGCUGCUCAUCGAGGCUGCCAAUAAGAUGCUUUUUGCUCUGACAAAAGCCUCGAAGAAUAUAUCUGUUCAGCUGUAUGACAUGUCCCCUGAAAUUGUAAUGAUGAAGACUGCGUUGUGUAGAGCACUGGAGGAGAGUACUGAGAGUGAACGAGGCACACCCACUCCAACGCCGUCCCCAAGUCCAUUACCUGUUGCUGGAUCCAUUGAGGAGGUGAUUAGAGUGGCCGAGUUGUUGAGAUCUGCUCGUUGGUCUGCAGCACUUGAAGCAGUCAGACUUCAUCGAGCCCAGUGGCCAGGGGAUCCCUUUCACGACGAUGACGACGUCACAACAGCUGUCAAUAUGUACUGCAAGUAUCUUGGACAAGAUCGCUCUGAUCUGUUUGUAGUGACUAAAGGGGACACCGAGACGAUGGAGAUUUUUGACAGGCUCAUGGAGAGCCUCUUUCAAGUAUUGUCAGCAGUCACUGGACUCGAGGCUGCAGUUAAAGCUGUACGAGCGCAAGCCACAAGCUCAAAAGCUGAUUGUUAGAUUAUUUGUGAUGAUCGAUCAUGUUUUUUUAUCAUUGUUUAUAGGUACUGAGGACCAUUCAAAUAUCACGUCACGAGAUUAGGGGCAAGGGGAUCGAUUGCUUAGAUUGUGCACGCAUGAAAAAAUGUAAUAGAAAACCUAGCGAAUUCGCUA
Messenger RNA from Diachasma alloeum, 9860 nucleotides. It is a transcript of the gene fry, whose product is annotated as protein furry. The transcript has 20 exons. Gene Ontology annotation, biological process: cell morphogenesis; neuron projection development. Gene Ontology annotation, cellular component: cell cortex; site of polarized growth. Lineage: Eukaryota; Metazoa; Arthropoda; Insecta; Hymenoptera; Braconidae. The coding region runs from base 243 to 9707 and encodes 3154 amino acids. The record is from RefSeq and is a predicted model, not a curated record.